Molecule: messenger RNA, 1230 nt
Organism: Closterium sp. NIES-65
Lineage: Eukaryota; Viridiplantae; Streptophyta; Zygnematophyceae; Desmidiales; Closteriaceae
Source: the annotation of a GenBank genome assembly
AUGUCGGGCGAGAGCGAGAUGGGGCUGAUGGCGGCGGGGACGGGCAAGGGCGACGAGCGCAAGGAGGCGCAGCGGAAGAAGAAUGUUCGCUUCUCGGGGAACGACGACGACGACGACGAUGAUGACGCCAAGCCACGGCGCGCGGUGCUGCCGGAGAAGAAGCCGAAGAAGGCAAAAGGCGCGCCCGCCGCCGCCGCUGACGUCAGCGCGAUGGAUCUCGACGACCUCGGCGCGGAGCCCGGCGCGGCUGGCGGAGGCGCCGUGGGGGCGGCGGCGCUGAUGGACUCCGCGGACCCGCGCGUGGCGGCGCUGGCGCGCGCGCAGCAGCGGAAGAAGGGGAAGAGCAAGUGGGGGGACACGGCUUUCGGGGGCGUGGAGGACGUGGUGCGCGCCGAGGAGGACUUCCAGGGCGAGGAGGAGGAGGGGGAGGCGAUGGAGCCGUUCAACCUGCAGCAGGAGCGCGAGGAGGGGUACUUCGAUGCGGAGGGCAACUACGUGGAGUAUAGGGAGGACACCGAGGCCACGGUGAGAGGCGAGGACACCGAGGCCACGGUGAGAGGAGAGGACACCGAGGCCACGGUGAGAGGAGAGGACACCGAGGCCACGGUGAGAGGCGAGGACACCGAGGCCACGGUGAGAGGCGAGGACACCGAGGCCACGGUGAGAGGCGAGGACACCGAGGCCACGGACGCAUGGCUGGCGACAGCGGAGGUGGACCCCACGCUGGCGGCCAAGGCAGCAGCGCGCGCCCAGGCAGCAGCGGCACUCCUCCAUGUACUCAUCUCCCCCUUUCCCCGUCUCCCCCCUUCCGCUCCUUCCUCUUCCCCCUGGCAGGACGCAUGGCUGGCGACAGCGGAGGUGGACCCCACUCUAGCAGCCAAGGCAGCGGCGCGCGCCCAGGCAGCAGCGGCAGCGGAGGAGGCGUUAGGCAGCGACAUGGGGCACGGGGAGAUGGCGGCCAUCCGACGGCGCAUCGCUGAUGCUCUCAGGCCGGGGGAGACGGUCAUUCAAGGGCUCAAGCGCCUGGGCCGGGGGAAGAAGGGCGCGGGGCAGGGGGGAGCAGGGGGGAUGAAGGCGGGGAAAGGGGGGAAGAAGAGGGGUCGUCCGGGGGGUGAAGGGGAAGGGGAGGAUGGCGGGGAGGGGAGGGGGAAAGGGGGGAGGCAGCAGAAUAGACCACGGUGGAUGGAGGAGGCGGGAGGGGGGGGAGGGGGAGGAGGGGGGCAUGGAUGA